AUGCCUGGCUUCCCACAGCAGACCUCGACGUCGCCUCAACAGGGUCAGGCUGACGGUCCGGAUCGGGCGAGAGCCUACAAGUCACGCAAUAAGCGGCCAUGCGACUUCUGUCGCUACAAGAAGGCCGCCUGUCAUCUGGAGAACAAACCGCCGUGUGAGCUGUGUAUACGUUACAACAAGGAGUGCACCUUCCUCGAGUCACCAGCGAAGCGGCGCCGACCGAACCACGAUAGUGAUGGGAGCAACAACAUGGCUAAAGGCAGCCACCCACACGAACCACAUAUGAAUGGCAGCAAUAUGCCUCUCGCAUUCGAAUCGUAUGAGCCAAUGUCUGCAUCUACCGCCCAUGUGGACAACCUGGCCUCGCAUCGGCUACCCGAACAUGUACACAUGCCGCACCAUUCGAUAGAUACUUCGCCUACUUCACAGAUAGCACAACUUCCGGCAAGCCUGCAUCUUCCGGUCGAUGCAACAAGCGGCGAGCCGUCGCUGGACAAUCAGGCGUCGUCCAAUGCGCAGAUCGUGGGCAUGAGUGGUGAGAUGGAUCCCUAUCUGCUCUCGCGGUAUCGCUUCGAUCAGUACAACGAAGCUGCGUUUCAGUCCAUUCGUCUGCGCAAGGUCAAUGGAGGCUCAUUAUGGGAUGGUAGCGUACCGGCCUUUUUCACGAUCGCUCACAAUGCGCUUGCUGCGAAAGCGCAGCCCGGCGAAAAGCCCGACGUUAUGGACAAGUACCGACAAGAUGUAGACGAAAUGGUGAGCGAUGAUGUUGGAAGGCGGCUUAUACGGCUGUUCUUCAAAUAUGUGCAACCAUACUUUCCGCUUCUGACACGCGAGGGGCGCCAAGAACGGGAUGAGAGCGGAAUCAGAGACCUCAACAGCAUACCGACGUGCAUCCUGGCUGCGAUAUAUGGGCACGCGCUACCGUUCUGCGCGUGGGACGAGAAGCUAUGCGUCGAAGUGUACACUCCGCCUUCAGCUGAUGCACUGUUUCGCAUCGCUUGGCAGGCGUGCUGGCCUUGCAUACACACGCCAUCUCUUGCCGUACUGCAAACCAUUCUUCUGCUUGUGCAGCGCAGACCUACGAACAAAUACGUUAGCGAUACACCAAUGAAGUGGGUGAUGAUGAAUACAGCCGUUAGCGUGGCUCAAGCAUUGGGUCUUCACCGUGACCCAUCCGCAUGGCCUCUUCCUGCGUGGGAGUGCAAGGUCCGGAAGCGCCUAGCAUGGGCAACGUUCGUACAGGACAAGUGGAUCGCACUCAAUUUCGGCCGCAGCAGUCACAUACAGGCUGACGACUGGGACGUUGAACCACUCGUGGAGUCUGACUUCGCGGACCACGAUCGAGGCCCGGAAGCAUCCGUGGGUUUCUGGGGCCAGCACUUCAUCAAAUUGUGCGAGCUCACGGUCAUUGUUGACGACAUCAUGCAUAAAAUGUUCAGCCUCAAGGCUACGAAAGCAUUGCACGGGAAUUUGGAAGCCACGCUUGAGGUGGCGAAACCGCUUCGUCUCCGACUUACUGAGUGGCACCAGUCGUUGCCAGUGGGCCUGCUCCCACAGCGAAGCGCGGGUAUCAACUCACCCGAAAGCGGCCGUCGCCGGUCACUACAGCACGAGCUGGACGGGAACGGAUGCCUCUACCUUGCCUACAUCACUGCGAAAAUCGAGCUUUUCCGGGCAAUGCUGCGGCCACCCAUGACUGACGCGAACACUGCAGCUGUGACCGCUCUCAGGACUGGCGCACUGACUGUUGCGGGCGAGGUCACAGAGUUCUUAGAGCAUCUCAAUGCGCGGGAGUUGGAGGCUUUCUGGACGAGCUAUGCGCGUACGAAUUUCACAAUAGCAAGCAGCUUCAUGCUGCUGCUUUUUGUCACUUCACCCAACUUGCCCGACGCGAAGGAGUGCCUAGCAUUACUCAGUGGCUGGCGCUCGCUUCUUCGCAUCAAAAGUCGCAGCUGCGAUCUCCUCAACCUAGCGCUGCUACGCCUAGACGGCGUCUACGUUGCAGGAAUGGAACGCUUGAUCGAGCUGAGUCCAGCAGCGGUUCAAGCUUGGGCGGAAAGUGCACAGUCAAAGUGA
This is a messenger RNA of Baudoinia panamericana UAMH 10762, 2076 nucleotides long. RefSeq lists its product as uncharacterized. The transcript has 3 exons. Gene Ontology annotation, biological process: DNA-templated transcription. Bases 1 to 2076 code for a protein of 691 amino acids. Gene Ontology annotation, molecular function: DNA binding; zinc ion binding; DNA-binding transcription factor activity, RNA polymerase II-specific. NCBI's taxonomy places the organism in Eukaryota, Fungi, Ascomycota, Dothideomycetes, Mycosphaerellales, Teratosphaeriaceae. Gene Ontology annotation, cellular component: nucleus. The record is from RefSeq and is a predicted model, not a curated record.